Molecule: messenger RNA, 3974 nt
Organism: Tribolium madens (black flour beetle)
Lineage: Eukaryota; Metazoa; Arthropoda; Insecta; Coleoptera; Tenebrionidae
Gene: Tti1
Product: TELO2-interacting protein 1 homolog
Exons: 14
Coding region: 897-3956 (1019 amino acids)
Biological process (GO): chromatin remodeling
Cellular component (GO): cytoplasm
Source: RefSeq, a predicted model, not a curated record
UGAUAAGACUAUAGAGAGCAUCAGUUUGAUAAUGUUCAAUGGUAAGUUGAUUAAUUGCGUGAAAAACCAGACCCACAUUGAGAUCCACAACAUGGGCAGAGCAAAAAUCAGUUGUCUCCAAGUCCGAGGCAAAAUGGCCAAAACCACAGCUUUAGCUAUCCUCAAUAGAAAACAAGGGUACCAUCCGAUGAUAUCCGCGAGGACGGAAAAAGAAUCAUCCUCUACUUCACUCUGAUCCAAGACAGGACUCUGACUCCGGGAAUCUCGGCAAUCCGAUCGUAUUACGAAAGGUUCCUGGAUAACAGUCCCCACGGACGCUGCACGUCUUAUCCUUCUUCUCCUUAAAGUGUUAUCCGGUGACGUUGAAAUCGGGGAUAGGGAAUUAGGCGAGCUGGGACUCUGGAUUCCUGAACUACUGCUGAUGCUGCCGGCAUGGAUGCUUUCAUUGCUUGGCCACACUCGUGAUAAACUUUCCGAAGUACAAGUGGGCAUCUUGCACAGACACUUAAUUCAAUUUCAAACACUUAAGAUGUGUGCCACUGUCAAGUCAUUAAUUUAAUAAACGAGCAGUGACGAGACACAGGUCUCUUAUAAGCUACAUGUUGUACUAUGCCCCUUGGUUCCGAGUACCCCUUCCAUUCGGCGAACGAAGAAUCACGUUCGGGCUAUUGAGAAAACUAGUAUUUCAAAUUUACCGCCACACAUGAGUAUAAGCAACAAUACAUGAUGACAGCCGAGACACAAAAACGCGAUUUUAUCAAUAUCUGAAGGUGAUUUGAGCAUUUUUUAUACUCAGACUUACCUGAAAUCGGUGGAAAGUUAUUCCCUUACAGGUUACUUCGAUACAAACAAACUUUACGUUGGUAGCGCUGAUUGUGCAACGUGGGAAUUUCAAAAUGAGUGUUGGGCAUUUAAAAACAAUUAAGUUAAUUUGUGCGCGAAUUUUUCAAAACCAGAGGGACAUUGAUAGUGUAAAAGAAUUGCGAAUUGUCUUAAACAGCGCUAGUCCUACAAUUGUAAAAACUUUGGAACCUAUUAUAUUUCCUGUGUUUUUUCCUAUACUUAAAAGUAUUUCAGAGUCUAGCGCCAAUUAUAAAGAGAAAGAAAAGCAAGAAAUUGUGGACACUUUUAGGGCUAUUUUUGACAAAAUUUGGAUCGAAAAAGUGCCCCUGUUUUUCAACAUUUACGGAUUCCUUUUAUUUGAAAUUUACGAUAGCAAGCAUCAUAGAGUUUUAAACAUAAGUGAAGAAUACAAAUUAAGUAUAGUGCAAUGUAUGACAUCUUUAUCCAAAAAUUUAAGUUCAUCAGUAAUUGAAGAAUUGUACGUGAAGCAAAAUGCUCCAAAACUGUGUCAAAUGAUUUACGUUAUGUUAGAAAUCGCCAAAAUUGAGCAAUUUAAAGCUUUGAGGAUUGCAGCUAUAAAUUGCAUAAUGGUAAUCGCACGUGUUUUGGACGAUAACGAUUUCGACGACAUAGUCAUGAGGAACCAAAUCGCAGAUGUUUUUCUUUUUUUUCUGCCAGGAGUUGCAACUCAGCUUAAAUCAGUUGCGCUAAUUGAUGAGAAAUUUGGCCACAAAAUCCCUACUGUUGCACUGAAAGCUUGGGGAAGGAUCGUGACUUUGUUAAUGCAAGACUACAAUGCGCAUGACCGGAAAAUUGAUCUCGGGGGAAUUACAGACACCAACACGGUUCAGAGUAAAAAAUGGGAAAAUGAAGCGGAGUUAGAGGAGUAUCUUAAAACUACAGAACGGUCUCCUCAGUGGUAUAAAAACACUGAUAAGAAAUUACAAAUGAUAAUUGUCGAAUUCGCGAAACUAACUCAUCAUUCUCAUCUUAGUGUCAGAUUAGAACUUGCAGAAAUGGCAGCCCUGCUUUUGGAAAACUGUGUCCACACUAUGCCGACAUCAAUCACUCAUUUAAUCGAUAUUAUUAUUAUUUUGUCGGAAGAUAGUGAUGAUGCAAUUGCACAGAGAAGUAAACAAAUUUUAGAAGACCUCUCAAUCAAACUUACAAGAAGCGAAUUUAAAUCACUACUUGAUAAUUUGGAAGAAAGCUUUUACAGUGUUGUUGCCAGUAUUCCACGAAAAUUUAACGGGAUAGAUGAAAGGGUACAAAUUGUCGCUUUGAAUUCCCUAAUUGGUUACAUAACUCUUUUUGGUAAACACAGUUUGACCCGAGUACUUUACUCUUCCGUUCACUUAAACCGACUUUUGACAACUCUCAUCCACAUUUCGGAAUUUGACAAAAGUGGUAUAAGUGUUUUAGAAGAGUAUACAACUCCAGACUAUGAGUUAAGUCAAGACUUAAAAACGUCUUGGAAAAAAUUCCGACACUUUAAAGAAACCGAAAUCUUAGACAAAAUUGGAACUGUUUGUCGACUUUUGGCCAAAUACGGUGCCUCCUUUAUUGUAACCGAUUUUCUACUAGAUGUUAUAGGAGCCAAUGAAGAACAAAGAAAAGAAGCAAUUUUUUUACUAAAUGAAGUGGUAACAGAUAUAGGAAUUCAAAAUAAUUUAACUUUGUUUAAAAAUGUAAUCAGUACAUACACUGAUGGUGAUAAUUGGUACUUACCUUUGUCGGUAAUGGUAGAUGAGUAUGGAUACGAACAUACUUUAAGUGAUGUACAAAAUAAUAUAAUCCAAGUUUGUCUUUUGGUCGAAGGGAUUGGGAAAAUCGCCCUAACGUUAGGGAAAGAGUUUCAACAAUUUUUAUUAAAGACCUUGUUUCUAGUGUUAGAAAGAGCCGGAAGUUCUCACCCGAUUAUCCGAACUGCCGGUUGUUCAGCCCUUACAAACAUAAGUACAGCCUGUCAAUACUCGACUAUAACCAAUUUAAUCAAUAACAACAUCGAUUAUUUUUCAUUUCAUAUUGAGCGUAAAUUAAAUAAAGCGAAAGGUGAUAAAGGAGGGUUGGAAGUACUAGGAGUCGUGAUAAGAUACAGUACUCAAGAAGUUUUAAUUUCUACCUGUGAUGUUAUUCAAGAGUUGUUGUAUCACACUUAUGACAGUCAUCGGACAAAUUUAAAUUCGUAUUUACACGUUUUCAAAAUGUUCAUAAUGGGCUUACACCGGUGGCUAAAUAUUGAAUUAAUCGAAGAACCUUUCAAGACAAAGAAACAAAAACAGGAUGAAAUUGAAGAUUUUCAAAUUUCGAAUUUGGAAGCACCUAUUGAGGAUUUUUCCGACGAAAUGAUGAAUAAAACAGCGGAAGAAAUGUACAAGGAAGACAUGGAGAAAAGCAAGAAGGAGUUGGAGGAUGAAAUAAAUGAUCAACCAGAGGAGUAUAAAAAACCCGAACCACCGCUUCACAUCAAACUAACAAGAUCGCUUUUGACUCGAUGUUUACAUUUUCUUCCGUCUAAAAACCAACCUCGCCAAUUACUUGUUUUGGAUAUUUUAAAGAAUGGUGUAAUUGUAUUGAAAGACUGGGAAGACGAGUUGUUACCAAUCGUGCACCAGAUUUGGGGGCCUUUAGUCGAUAGAUUUAAGGAUUUUAAUGAACCAUUAAUCAUCAAUUAUAGUUUCCAACUGCUUGUCGUUCUUGCGAAAUUAUCAAAAGAAUUUAUUCGAUCACGCACGGCAAAGGAAGUUUUACCAAAUAUUUUGGCAAUCCUUGAUAAACUUUCAACGGAGAGUUAUUUAAAAGAUAAGGGGUCGGCCUAUCGUUAUAGUCAAAACUAUAAAUUACAAGUGACGAUUUUGGAGAAUUUGGCUCAAAUUGUGACGUGUUUGGACAUGUCGCAGCAGGACAUUGAGAAAGCCUUUGAUGUUGUCGUUAAAUAUGUCAGUGAAAAGCAACUAAUUCCUCUACAGAAUUCUGCAUUAUUCUUCUUCAAAACUAUAAUAAUGUACGACCCGACAUCAAUCAGAGAAAAUGUGAAAUCGUUGAACGUUUCCCCCGAAUAUGAAAGAAAUGUUACUCAACUUUUGAGUUUUUUUGAGGAUUUGAAUGAAUAAAUAAAACGUUUACAAAUG